This is a messenger RNA of Saimiri boliviensis boliviensis (Bolivian squirrel monkey), 2968 nucleotides long. RefSeq names its product DnaJ heat shock protein family (Hsp40) member C24 (gene DNAJC24). Gene Ontology annotation, molecular function: ferrous iron binding; ATPase activator activity. The record is from RefSeq and is a predicted model, not a curated record. Gene Ontology annotation, biological process: positive regulation of ATP-dependent activity. Lineage: Eukaryota; Metazoa; Chordata; Mammalia; Primates; Cebidae.
GUGACUUCCGGCGGAAGAAGAAGCCGGUUCCGAGUUCUGGCCGACCGCAGGGCGGGAGUGGUCAGCAGCGCCUGUGUGAACUUAGCUGAUCUGAGAAGGCCUACUUCUGGUUCCAUGAAUGAUGACGGUUGAGCAGAUGCCCAUAAAGGAUUGGUACAGCAUCCUCGGGGCAGACCCAUCUGCAAAUGUGUCAGACCUAAAACAAAAGUAUCAAAAACUCGUAUUAAUGUAUCAUCCAGAUAAACAAAGUACAGAUGUACCAGCAGGAACAGUGGAGGAACGUGUACAGAAGUUCAUCGAAAUUGAUCAGGCAUGGAAAAUUCUAGGGAAUGAAGAGACAAAAAGAGAGUAUGAUCUGCAGCGGUGUGAAGAUGAUCUAAGAAGUAUAGGACCAGUAGAUGCUCAAGUAUAUCUUGAAGAAAUGUCUUGGAAUGAAGAUGAUCAAUCUUUUUAUUUGAGUUGCAGAUGUGGUGGAAAAUACAGUGUUUCCAAGGAUGAAGCAGAAGAAGUUAACCUGAUUUCUUGUGAUACAUGUUCACUAAUUAUAGAACUCCUUCAUCAUAACUAAAAUUGUUCACAACUUGAAAUACUUUAGCUGUGGUAUUUAGACAUGAUGAGAAGCCACUGAGCGUUGUCCAUUCAAGGAAAUGGAUUUUUUUUUUUUUUUUUUUUUUUUUUUGGUCAACCCUAUUAUUUGCAAAGAAAAUAUACAAUUAUCAAGCAGAGACCACCUCAGAUUAAUAGAGAAUGAUUGUAAUUAUUUAUGUAUAAGUUGUAUUCAUAAGUUGUCACAAAAAAAGACUUGGAUUGUAUUUGGUGAAUUCCCAUCUGAGAACUUUAUUAUUUCAUUUUUUUCCUUGACACAAAGUAAGAAUUUUUCUCUUUCCUAAUAUUAGCAUGUCUCCUCUUUUAAGUGGGUAACAGUAUCGUAUUUCUUUAUAGUUACUAAGUUUCUGAUCUAACAGAUAAUGUUUCUAGUUGCUAAAAUUAUAGGCAUGUUGUACACCUAGAAUCUUUGUGAAUAACAUAACCAGUUCUCCCAUAAGCAAGGGCUGGUUAUGGAUAUUCAUGAAGUUAUUAUUUCAAAGGUAAUAAAGACAAAAUGGCAAGUAUAGAAAGUGUUGACUCCAAUCUUGGCCCUUUAUUUCCAAAGCUUGUAAACACUGCCAUCUUUAAAUUUAAAUGUAAUUUAGGAAAUGGAAGUUUUUUUUAUUUUAAUUUUUAUUUCUUUUUCUAAGACGGCUUCUCACGCUGUCAACCCAGCUGGAGUACAGUGCAUGAUCUCGGCUCACUGUAACCUCCGUCUCCUGGGUUCAAGUGAUUCUCUGGCCUCAGCCUCCCAAGUAGCUGGGAUUACAGGCGCCCACCACCAUGCCCAGCUAAAUUUUGUAUUUUUAGUAGUACAGAUGGGGUUUCACCAUGUUGGUCAGGCUGGUCUCGAACUCUUGACCUCAGGUGAUCUACCUGCCUUGGCCUCCCAAAUUGCUGGGAUUACAUGUGUGAGCCACUGCGCCUGGCAUAAUUUUUGUUUAGUAGAGACGGGGUUUCAUCAUGUUAGCCAGGCCGGUCUCGAACUCCUGACCUCAAAUGAUCUGCCCACCUCAAACUCCCAAAGUGCUGGGAUUGCAGGCGUGAGCCACCGUGCCCAGCCAGUUUUAAAAAGAAUUAUUUGAAAUUGGUGUAUUAUUUUCCUUUUUAUUUGGGGUAUUAAGAUAUAGUACUGGGGCCAGGCAUGAUGGCUUAUACCUGUAAUCCCAGCAGUUUGCGAGGCUAAGGCAGGCAGAUCACCUUUGGUCAGGAGUUCAAGACCAGCCUGGCCAACAUGGUGAAACUUCAUCUCCACUAAAAAUAAUUCUUUAAAAAAUUAGCCAGCCAUGUUGUUGUGUGCCUGUGGUCCCAGCUACUCGGGAGGCUGAGGCACGAGAAUCGCUUGAACCCACAAGGCAGACAUUGCAGUGAGCUGAGACUGCACCACUGCACUUCAGCCUGGGCUACAGAGCAAGACUCUGUCUCAAAAAAAAAAAAAAAAAAAAAAAAAAAAAUUUAAUGCUUAUAUUUAUGAAGAAGGAGCCAUUGCACUGCUGCUACGAUGAAAUGAGCUUUUAUAAAGUAUUACUGACUAUAGCCGACUAUAGAUGGCAUAUGCUUUUAAAGAUGUAUUUUUCUGUGGAUUUAAUAUUCUGUAUAGAGUAUAAGUCAGAACUCAUUUAAAUAACUUUAAGGGAUUUUACCUAAUUUCAAAUGAGUGGGAUGAGCAUGUAGCUUAGCAGCUUUUUAUCAAUCCUGGCAUUGUUAGAUUGAACUUAAGAAUAGUUACUAUUCUGACUUGUAAAUGUAGCUGCUAAAGUAUGAAGCAUAUUUAAGAAGAGCAGAAGAACAAGAAUUCAAAAGUCAGAUAGUCAUUUAGGUUCCUCCUCCCAAAGUAUUUUUGCAUCAUAAAAUUUAGAUGACUUUUGGAUUACAUUUUUAUUCAUAUAUAUUGAACAGAACCUGCAGAGUGUGGGUUGAUUAUUCAUUACAUUUAACAAUUAAAAACAACUAAAACUGAAUAGCAAAUAGUUUAUUGGUAAGUACAUGGUUUCAACAGGAGUAAUAAAUUCACAUUAACAGGAGACAAGUCAAAAGAAUAAAUGCUUACUAAUUAUCAGAAAAUCUGUGGCUAUUAGGGCUGGCACGUAAAAAUCCAAAAUCACUCAGAGGCCAAAUCUGUAAAAUCAAAAUGAGGUUGAAGACAAUUAGUGAAAGUAAUGUCACAGUAUCAUCAUAUUCCCAUUUGCUAUCUGUCCCUUUUCUCUGUGCCAGAUAAACACUUCUCCUUACUCAUCAAUCAAGAAUAAAAUUUUCUACAUCAAAGACUUGAGAAAAUAAACUUAUAUGUAUGUAUGGUUAAACUCCAAAGUUUGGAACAUUCAAACAUUAUACAUAAAAUUAUAUGUGUGUGGUGUGUGAAUACAUAUGUAUGAAUAUA